Molecule: messenger RNA, 5762 nt
Organism: Ostrinia furnacalis (Asian corn borer)
Lineage: Eukaryota; Metazoa; Arthropoda; Insecta; Lepidoptera; Crambidae
Gene: Rab3-GEF
Product: Rab3 GDP-GTP exchange factor
Exons: 38
Coding region: 296-5494 (1732 amino acids)
Biological process (GO): regulation of apoptotic process; regulation of Rab protein signal transduction
Cellular component (GO): cytosol
Molecular function (GO): guanyl-nucleotide exchange factor activity
Source: RefSeq, a predicted model, not a curated record
AGUGCGGCGGCGCGGGUUAUCGAGCGUGGGCGGCGCGCAUGCCAGUACCCGAGCCUCCAUACCGCGAUAUGCACUACCCGCUCGCAUCUCCUGCUAAAUCUCUACUCUCGCUACAUCCCAAAGUGACGUGUCGCGGGCGAACGAUGUAGAAACCAGCGGGAAGCCCCAUUUAAAUUUAAGAAAUUAUAAAUAAGAAGUGAUAAUUAUGACAAGCAAUAUUUUAAUAAAAUAUAAUGGGCUCAAGAAUACUCGCAUGUAAAGAGUGUGAGCCCUUAAAUUCGAGCAUAUCAAAAAUAUGGACAUUCAGAAACAACACUUAUGCCCGCGGCUGGUGGACUAUCUGACUAUAGUUGGUGCACGCCCUUAUACUUCUGGGAAAGGACUCGCUCCAGUUCAGGCACCCGAGCUCCUCCGUCGGUAUCCGCUCACCAACCACGAUGACUUCCCGCUGCCGCUCGACAUGGUGUACUUCUGCCAGCCCGAGGGCUGCGUGUCGCAGGGCCCCCGCCGCAUGCCGGGCCACCUGGCCACGCGGGACACCACCUCCUUCGUCUUUACUCUCACGGAUAAAGACUCGGGCAAGACGCGGUACGGGAUCUGCGUGAACUUCUACCGCGCGAUGGAGCGCGCGGCGGCGCCGGGCCCGCGCGAGCGCAGCGUGCUGCGGCGCGAGUCGUGGCGCAAGUCCAUGGAGAAGAGCUCCGACUCCGCCUUCUCCAGUGACUAUAGGAGCAGCAACGUGGCGCCGAGCGACUCGGAGCGCGAUUGCAGCGCCGCGCUGGCGCCGCGUCUUGCACCUGACUCCGAGUCGGGCGGCAGCCACUCGCCAAGCCCCCGCGCCACUAGGAAACGUCAGCGCGUGCGGAAUCAUUCCUUAACCUCAUUAUGUUUACUUUCUCAUCACCCAUUCUUUUCAACGUUCCGAGAGUGCCUAUUUAUCCUAAAGAAGUUAAUAGAUGCCUGCAAUGAGUCUUCCAGUCCUCGAAGAGUCGGGGCGUCCAGACAAAUAUUUAGGGAUACGGUUUGGUCAGUAUUGACGGGUCAAGCAUACGACAAUACGCCGACGAUCGUGCUACAUGACGUAAAGGAGAUCGAAACAUGGAUCCUUCGGCUGCUAUCAGCUCCUGUACCGGUACCGGGCAAGACCCGCUUAGAACUUGAAGUUCUAUCGCCCACGGCUCACGCGCCUCUACUGUUCGCGUUGCCUGACCACACCCGGUUCGCCCUGGUCGAUUUCCCACUACAUUUACCUUUGGAGCUGUUAGGUGUGGACACCUGCCUGAAGGUCCUCACGCUGAUUAUCCUCGAAAACAAAGUGGUGGUGCAAUCGCGCGACUACAACGCGUUGUCAAUGUCGGUGAUGGCACUCGUGGCUAUGCUGUAUCCUCUGGAGUACAUGUUUCCCGCCAUCCCGCUUCUGCCCAGCUGCAUGAGCUGUGCGGAGCAGCUGCUGCUGGCUCCGACACCCUUCCUGAUUGGAAUACCGGCUACGUUCCUCACUUAUAAGAAGAACUUCAGGUUACCUGAUGAUAUAUGGCUAGUGGACUUAGACGCGACAAAGCUCGUAUGUCCCACUGGCCAAGACCAAGAACUGCCGCCACUACCGGAGCCUGAAGGCUCCGUAUUGAAAAACCACCUCAAGCAGGCGGUGCAUCUCAUGGGAAGUGCCGGAACUGGUGCUCUGAACAGCCUGACCAACACCUCUGCGGAACAAGCGAAUGCUCUUCUGAUGCCUUCUAGAAGAGACAGUGUGGGGGGCGCUACGCUAAAAGUGCAACAAGCGUCGUACCGCGCUGCGGACGGCGCGUGGCCGCACAGCACGCCCGAGAGCCGCCGCGUGUCCGUGGGCAGCGCGGGCGCGGCCGGGCCCGCCAGCGCCGGACACACGCCCACGCGCCUGUCGCUGGCCUCGCCGCACCAGCCGCAGCCCUUCAACCCGCUCAUAUACGGCAACGACGUCGACUCCGUCGAUGUGGCCACGCGCGUCGCUAUGGUCCGUUUCUUCAACUCACAAAAUAUCCUGGCGAAUUUUAUGGAACACACGCGAACACUGCGUCUUUAUCCCCGGCCUGUGGUGGCUUUCCAAAUCAACAGCUUUCUAAGGUCAAGACCGAGAACUACAUCUUUCUUGAAUAAAUUCGCCAGGACACAGGCAGUAGAGUUCUUAGCUGAGUGGUCACUCACGCCUUGCAACGUGGCAUUCCUUCGGGUGCAGACGGGUGUAUUCGACCCGCGGCAGAUCGGUGACAAGCCCAAGUGGUUCGCUGACCAACUACAGCCGAUCCGAUUUGCGGUCUGGGACGAUGGAAGCUCGCUCAAUGGCGCUUUGAGGCAGUUGCAACGGCAAGAAAACCAACCUACAGAUGAGAGUGGUUCAGACUCAGAUGCCGCGGAAAGUACAAGCUCGUCAUAUUCGUCUCUGAGUGACUUUGUAUCAGAAAUGGUCUCGUCAGAUCUGUCACCAGGUGGUGGAAAUGCUCAUCAGCAUGUGAUUGGAGAAACGUAUAGUGCUGUUGUUCAAGUUCCAAUGACAUUAUCAUCAUCGUUGGAUCCUAGAACGGUGUACAGUCCGCCGUCAUCGUUAAUGUUCGGCGAGGGCUCGGAAGCGGCGCCGGCGCAGGGCCGCGAGUCCACGUCGCCCUCGCCCUCCGCCUCCAGCUCCGAGCAUAGCGACCUGUCCGAUGACGAAGCCGCCGCAGAACCGAGACACGCGGACGCUAUGCACGCCACGCCUGUUAAGAAGAGCGACACCGACAGCGGCAGCUUCGGGCGCGAGUCGGACUCAAACUCGACGACGACGCCCAAGACGGUGGUGAGCCGCCAGCGCGCCGCGGCCGACAGCACCAGCACCAGCGACUCGGACCGCGCGCUCACGCCCUCGCACCACUCCCUGCCGCCGCACCAAGCCCAUGUCAAGAGCACUAGCAGCGGCGUCUCGCGACAAGCUUCCCAGAGUUCUCUUCUAGAGCAGUUCGCAGCGCAAGCCAAGGAGCUGGUACGAGAAACCACUCGCCAGAGUAGCCAGGAAGGCUUACUGGCCCAUAUGGACAAGCUUACACUUCACGCCAAAAAAGCCGCAGAAGAAGCGUCAAAAAGUAUGCAAGAAGCAUCUAAAUCCGCCUUAGAAGCAAGCAAGACGGCAACGGCGGUCAGCAAAAACACGUUCGAAGAUCUAACUUACGUGGGAAAAUCAACUUUCGGAGACCUGACUAAAAGUGCUAAAGAAGCUGCUGCUAAGAAAGGUCUGCUGAUGAAGGGUGAGAGCCAAGACUCUACGGGCAGUGCGACCUCGCGGCGCGACUCGACGGCUCUCCAGACCACCAACCUGCUGACGGCCACACACCGAGACUUCUUCUCCAACAUCAGUUCUGAUCUGAAUGGCCUGGCUGCUUCCACUUCCAGCAUGUUCAGCGACUUCUUUGGUUCUAAAGGCAAGCAAGUAAAGCCAGCCGAAAGCCCCCGCUCUGCUCCGCCGGGCCCGCAAGCGUCGACACCUCUAUCGGCGACGUUCGGGCCCUUCUCUCAAGGAGCGCGGGGCUUGGUGCAGCGCACGCCGCUUAUACGACACGCCCCGCCCACUACCGCGUCAUCACCGCCUGCCACUAGACCUUCGGCUAAUUCCGAAAACCAGGCCUUCCUCAAUGAUUUGGUGCAACACGUGUUAGAAGGCGAGGGCGUCGGGUGGCUGAAACUUAAUCGUCUAAAGAAGUUGAUGGAAGACGAGUCCUACCGCAACAUGGUGCUAAGCAAGCUGAAUAGAAACUUUAAUAGGAAAGCCACGCCGAACGACAAGGUUGAUGACGUGUUCGUCAGCAAGCCCGUCUGGAAAGGGAUGCUCAAAGUUCUCCAAGCUGUCGUCCACGGUCUCGAACACACAUACUCUAACUUCGGCCUAGGCGGCAUGGCGUCAGUGUUCCAACUUGCAGAGAUGGCUCACACGCACUACUGGAGCAAAGAGCUGGCAGGACUUGAACAUGGCGGGCUGGCUGGUCUCGGGGACCAUUAUGGAAGGCACGAGCUGGAGACGCCGUCAACCUCGCCGUCGUCUAGGAAGAGCUCGCAGACAGAUGUCCCUAUAGUGAACUACCCCGAAAUGGAUUCGAACGACACACAGAGCACCACAGAGAUGUUCAAAGACAUGUUGAACCAAAAGAGAAAUCUUCUGUUCAGCAAGUUGACAUCCUUCGAGUCCGAUGCCGCGCCCUCGUCGGACUGCUCGGCCGACGAGAGCGGCUCGAUCACCACCAACCGAGCCAAUCUGUACGACCACCGCGCCUCGUUUAAGUCCAACCUCUCUGACACUGAUGUCAUGUUCCUCAAUGUUGGCCGGGGUGCAAAUGCUUCUGGAAAACCUCGCGCAGCCAGUGUAUUCUCUUCCAAGUCCUCGCUCAGUGGGUAUAGACCACCUGUGGGUGUUCCCACCACGUCACCUCUCACUUCACCCGAUACAGCAAGGACUUAUCUCUACCAAGGACUUAUUGGGAAAGAGAGGUCGAAUUUAUGGGACCAAAUGCAGUUUUGGGAAGACUCGUUUUUGGACGCGGUGAGCCAAGAAAGGGACAUGAUUGGCAUGGACCAAGGUGCUAACGAAAUGAUGGAGCGGUACAAAUGUCUGAGCGAGACGGAAAGAAAACGUCUCGAGCAUGAGGAGGACAGACUUCUGUCAACUGCGCUGUACAACUUGACGGCAGCGUUGGUGUUGUUCGGAGUCGAACCUGACAUAGUGCGGAAUAAAGUCCGUCGGUUGCUCGCAAAGAGUCAUAUUGGACUGGUAUACAGUCAAGAAGUUAAUCAUCUUCUCGAUGUUGUGCAUACUUUGCACGGCAAUGACAUCGAGUUAAAGCCGCUUGGCUCGCGGCAGCUGCGGCGAGCGUCAUUCACGGUGCAUGAGGGUGACGCCAGCGGAGAGCUGCGGUUCAUUGAAGUGCGAGACGACGGCCUCGUGCUGCGUUCCACGCAAGGUACCAUCAUAGAACGUUGGUGGUACGAGCGGCUGGUGAACAUGACGUACAGUCCAAAAAUACGAGUUUUGUGCCUUUGGAGGAAGAAUGGCGGUCAGACGCAACUUCAUAAAUAUUACACCAAAAAGUGCAAAGCGCUGUACUACUGCAUCAAAGAGGCCAUGGAGAAGAGCGGCCGGCGGCAGGACGCGGCCGAGCUCGGCGGGGAGUUCCCCAUACAGGACUGCGCCUCGGGCGAGGGCGGCCUCAUACAGGUGUGCAUGGAAGGCGUCGGACUCCUGUUCCACCACAGCAAGGAUUUCGAGUUUUUUGUGCGGCUUGAUCACAUUAGAAAAUGCUUCACACAGAAUGGCGGUAUCUUCGUUUUAGAAGAAUUUAAUCCAAAAACCAGGCAAAUUAUCCAGAGAAAGUACAAAUCCAUUAUGGCAGAGAAAGUAGUGCUUGACCUCCAUCGUUUCUUCUCCAUAUGGCUUUCUCGGUACUAUGUCCAGACCAAUGGAACUGAACUGAAUUAUGCACCUUACGUUUCAUAGCCCAUACCGAUGCGGACCAAAUAUGCUACGCGGUGUUGUGCGUCUUCUCGUACUUCGCGGCGGGGCAGGAGCAGAAGAAGGCCAUCCUGGAGCAGGCGGCCCGCGUGCCCCCCGCGCCGCACCUCGCGCCGCCCCGCGCCUCUCACGCCUCGCACUCCGACUCCGAGCUGUCGCCCAAGAGGACCAGUCCUCAGGUGGAGAGAAAAUCACCCGUCAACCGUGCGGGUGAGGCUCGGGCGUCGUUCGCCAAGGGCGAGGUCCCAACGGC